AUGUUGCGCCCCGCGACACCGCUGUCGGUGCUGCUAUUUGCGGCCUUCAUUCUCCUUUUACUCUCGGUUAUAUCGACCCCCAUUAUCACUGCUAUCCCCCUGGGCAGCUGGGAAGAAGUCGACUUUGGCGUCUUUGGGUUUUGCGACCAGAGCGGAUGUACCCCAAUUGAGAUCGGCUACGAUGUCCGACGUCUACAUCCCAACGACUUCUCCCUCUCCGCCGCAACCCGUUCCACUCUUUCCAGCCUUCUCAUUGUCCACCCAGUCGCGGGCUUCUUAACUCUCAUCAUGUUUGUCCUUGCCGUGGUCGCCCAUUUCCACAGCCCCUCCCAUUCCCCGAGGUUCCUCCUCGUGCUGUUCAUUGUCGGCAUCGUCAACUUCCUUGUCUGCCUCUUGAGCUUCCUCGUCGAUGUCCUGCUUUUCGUACCCCACAUCGCUUGGGGUUCGUACCUCGUCCUUGCCGCCACUAUUCUGGUCGCCUUGAGCGGCUUGGUCUCUUGCGCCAUGCGCAGGACCGUCGUUGGCAGGAAGGCAAGGCAAAAGCGCAUUGCCGAGAACGCAGAGAUGAGCGGCGAGAAUUACUACAAUCGCCAAGCCCAAGCGACGACCGCUCCCGUACCUAGCUCGGCCGUCCUCCACCCAACAGUUCCUCUCGUCAGCGGCGCCAAUGGCGGGGGCGAUGCGCUGCCGGAGUUUGCCUCCUAUGAAAAGAAGGAUGAUCUGAGCAGCGACGAGAGGAUUCCCCUCACUGCCGCGAGAACCCGGUCAAGUAGGUCACCUGGCACCUUCAACACCGACCAAUCUACAUAUGUAAACGAUCCGACAAACCCAGCCGACAUGGCGACCUUGCGUUCCAUGUCCACCACGCCCGGCGCCCGCGACCAGUACGGGAACCCCCUCCCGCCACAAGACGGAUAUCCCAUGAGGUCAGGCUCCAUUGAGCGCAUGGGCUCACCGCCACACGGCCCUCUGCCUCCAGGCGCUUAUCGAGGGCGUGGUGGAUAUUCAGGCCCCGGCAGGGGCGGCUACAACGGUUACGGCCCCGCCCCGGGUGGCCGCGGCGGUUAUGGUCCUCCAGGCCGUGGAGGUUACGGAGCCCCAGGCGGCAGAGGAGGGUAUGGACCCCCUUCCCGUGGUUACGGCCCCAUGCGCGGCGGACGCACUCCGCCCCCACCUAGCUACCAGGGCCAGUAUGACAGGAGAGGUUCACCUGCUGGCACCAACCAGUAUGGUUCCAGGCGACCAUCUCCCGGUCCGCCCUCCGCGCCUGGCUAUAUGAAUCAGUCGGUGUCCAACGUCUCAUCUAGCGCAUACGAAGCAUAUAAUCCUAGCAGAGAUAGCAGAGACAACCUCCCACGGGCAGAGUCCCCUCCUCCUCUACCGGGCAUCGAUGACGGGGUCCGGCCAGGCCAGGCGAUAGAAAUGGAUGCGUCGGGCCGUAGCCCAGCAAAUGCGCCUCAGGGGUUCGGUCAAUUCAACAUUCGAGACAGCGAUUCAGAUGUUGCUGGGAUGCUGGCGCUGCAGCAAGCGCGGACCUCGGGCGCGGAUCGUCAUAUGAGUGAUACUAGCAAGUACAGCCAAGAAGAAACGGCCGCCUAUGUACCGCCGAGGCAGGCGUGGAACCAAGAAGGCAGGAAUUCACCCCGCGUACCCUCGCCGCUGAACACACGCCGCCCCGCGGAACUUCCCUCCCAAGGAAGCCCCUCGCCCCCGCCGCCGGCAGCGCCCGCUGGUGAGUACUACGAAGACGUGGACCCCCGCUUCGCCGAACCUCCUCCGGCCAAGAAACCAAUACCUGCUCCUAUCCACACGACUAACUCCUACGAGGAUAUUCCCCAAGGCUCCCGCAGCCCGGCGGAAUCUGAGCGCUCCACCUUCACCUCCAUCUCCCAGCGCGGCAUCAACCCUCGCUGGAACCCGCCAGUGCCACCGCCCCCGGCACCGGGUAGCUACGGCGGCGGCGGCGGCGGCGGCAACAGCGGAGGCAACCUGAUGAUCCCCCGACGCCCCGUCAACCGCACCGACAUCCUCCUCGACUCGAACCCGGACUUCGGACUCCCUAGUCGCGGCGCCGGGCCGUCCAGGUCCUAG
Molecule: messenger RNA, 2091 nt
Organism: Chaetomium fimeti
Lineage: Eukaryota; Fungi; Ascomycota; Sordariomycetes; Sordariales; Chaetomiaceae
Product: SUR7/PalI family-domain-containing protein
Exons: 3
Coding region: 1-2091 (696 amino acids)
Cellular component (GO): plasma membrane; cell division site; growing cell tip
Source: RefSeq, a predicted model, not a curated record